Molecule: messenger RNA, 1453 nt
Organism: Durusdinium trenchii
Lineage: Eukaryota; Dinophyceae; Suessiales; Symbiodiniaceae
Source: the annotation of a GenBank genome assembly
AAGCCAUCCAAAAGCUAUUAUGUGUUUGAGGACCCGGAUUCUUAGGGCAGUGAACAUCCUCCAGCUGGACCGAUGCGGUGUUUGGCAUGUGCCCACGCCGCCUAACCGUGGAGCCGCAUGCUGGGCACCUUUCAGAGUUCGCUUCGCCCAUCGCCAGCAUGAGCCAGCAUGCGGUCCACGAUUGCUUGGCCGCAUUCGCAUGUGGAUUCUGCAGCCGAUCUCGGGUCGGACGUGCGGUAGUUGUUUUCGCAAUCCACAGAAGCCAUGACUUCGAUGCGCAUGUUGCUGGCUGCCCUGGUCGUCCUUCUGCACUCGACUCAGGCCUUUCGAGAGCUGCAUUCAACAGCAGUUCAGCGGUUUGAAGAAGGGCCUGAUGAAACGAAAGAGCCUGAUCAAGGAGAGGAAGAACCCAAUCAAGAAGCGCAAGUGAAAGAACUAGCACCUAGUGAAGAGGAGGACGACGAAGAAGAAGCUGAUCAACAAGAGGGGCAAGUGGGAGAAGAUGCUGGUCCUGGUGAACAACAAGAUGCUGAACCAGUCGAAGAACAGGAUGUGGAGGACUUGCCCGCUCCAGUGGCAGCACAGAAGGUUCGAGCAAAAGACAUGGCAGAAGGCGACGAAGGCGAUCCAGAGGAGCUUUUGAACUUGGAGGAGUUCCUGCCCUUGUGUGACAAGGAGAUCGUGGAAGACACCUGCCGGCUGUUGAAUGAAGGUGAGAAGCACGAGGAGGUGGAAAAAUACACCACUUGGCAGGAGAUCGAGCAGCACUUAUCCGCGGACGAGAAGAGCCUGGACCGAUUCAGGCAAAUCACUGGUAUUGCGGUGAGGGACGGCAAAGUCUGGGUCGAGUGCGAGGUGCUUUGCAAGAAGUUGGUCAGCCUGGUGACGAAGUCCACUGGCGCCAUCCUGCCGCACAAGAGCGAUCUGGCCUGCUAUCACUUGGGUUUCUCGGUGCGGGCGAGAGAUGGAUGGAGGUCGGUGGCUGGUGUGAGGAUGGAGGACGGAUGCUGACCCUAGUGGCUGGUGUGAGGAUGAGGAUGGACGAGGACGGAGGUGGAAUUUGAGGAAGGUGGAAUGCGUUUGUUAGUGAUUGUUUUAGCGUUUUAUGAUUAACUUGUUUUUGGAGGUCAUGUCAACUGAUGAAAUUGUUUCUUGGCAGAUUGGUGCCCUGAUCAAAAGGUCUCUCCUGAACUCUUUGCACGUGACUUCCGGUCCUUUUGGUUACAGUGGUUUCAGAGUAGCCAGUGCCAUCGAACCUUUUAAACCGCAAAGGUAGCAAGCCGCGGUGACAUCAGGGGCGUGCUGGGAACGGCAAGAGUGGAACCUUCUAAUGUAUCGGCCUGUUUGUGUGGGCUGGUGAAUUCAUCAGGCGUUGAAGAGACGGCACCUAAACAACUCCCACACACGACCUGGGACUGGGACUGGCACAUUCACAUUUAGCCCUGAAAUCAAG